AUGCCGGUCAAAGCGGGAGCCCGGCCGGCAAUCUUCGGUCCGGCCUCGCAGGGCAGCUUCCUAUUGGCCAUCCCACAAGUUUCUCGGCCUCUGAUUGGUGGAGACGAAAUGCCGGUCAAAGCGGGAGCCCGGCCGGCCUUCUGCGGUCCGGCCUCCCAGGGCAGCUUCCUAUUGGCCAUCCCACAAGUUCCUCGGCCUUUGAUUGGUGAAGGCGAAAUGCCGGUCAAAGCGGGAGCCCGGCCGACCUUCUGCGGGCAGCUUCCUAUUGGCCAGCCCGCAGGCUCCUCGGCCUCCGAUUGGUGGAGGCGAAAUGCCGGUCAAAGCGGGGCGCCCGCCCAGCCGGAUUGGAGGGAAGGAAUGUCAGUUCCCGCGAAGACGCGCGCGGAGUGGCUGCCGGCCCUGGAGAUCCCGCCCCCUCCGCGCUACGAUUGGCUACAGAGCAAGCCCCGCCCCUUUCCCCGCCCCCUGCUACGGCGGGAGCAGGAAGUGGUGGUGGCGACGCCGGCCGCUGCGGGCCCGAGGAGCCCCCGGGACUCCCCCGGCCCCGCCGUGAGCUGGACUUUUGCCGGUAGUUACAGCGGCCUUCUCUCCCUAGGGUCACCCUGGAAUGUGGAAAUGGAAGUUGGAGAUCCUGCUGCCCCCAACCCAGAAGAAAUCGUCCCUGAUGAGACAGGGUUGCCCUCAGAGGUCCCUCACGAGGUGGGGGAGACUUCGGGGGACCCUGCUGAAACAGAAGAGGCAGCUGCUGGCCUUGGGGAGGCCUCGAGAGAUUCUGCAGAGAGAGGUUCGAUGGAGUUAGGUGCGAGUGAGAGCAACCCUACCCUGGAGGGGAAAGAGGUGCUUCAGAGCAAUGGGCCUGUGGAACUGGGUCCCGGCCCCCCUCAACCUGAGGAGGCCAGUGAAAAGGAGCUCUCUGAUUCAGCCUCAAUUGACAACACCCUAGAGGACUCGAGCGAGUACUCUCAGCAAUCCUUGGGAGCGGGGAGUAGUGUGGGGCCUGUUGCCCUGGGGCACAGGGAUGAAGACGUGACGGCCGAGAGCUGGCGGAGCCGCCGAAAGCACGUGUUUGUCUUGAGCGAGGCCGGAAAGCCCAUCUAUUCCCGCUAUGGCAACGAGGAGGCCCUCUCUUCCACCAUGGGCGUCAUGAUGGCGCUUGUGUCUUUCAUCCAGAGCGGCGAUAAUGCCAUCCGCUCCAUCUUCUCAGAUGACCACAAGCUGGUGUUCGUGCAGCAGGGACCGCUAGUGCUGGUGUCGGUAUCUCGAACGCUGCAGUCCGAGCAACAACUCCGCCAGGAGUUGCUCUAUGUCUACUACCAAAUCAUCAGCAUGCUCACCCAGGCCAGCGUCACCCGAAUCUUCGAGCGCAAGAAGAACUACGACCUGCGGCGGUUGCUGGCUGGCUCGGAGAAGAUCCUGGACAGUCUCCUGGACUUGGUGGAGUGGGACCCCAGCUUCCUCCUCGGGGCGGUGCAGUGCCUGCCCCUUCCCGCUUCCCUGCGGGACGCUCUGGGGGCCCUCCUCCAGAAGGCCAUCACCCCCAACCUGGUCUUCUCCAUCCUGGUGGCCCGGAGCCAGCUGGUAACCACGGUGCAGGAGCGGGCCGUGAUUGAGGAUUGCCGCUUGGACCCUGCAGACCUGCAUCUGUUGCUCAACCUGAUUGGCGCCUCCUCGGCUUUCCAGGCGGGUGAGAUCUGGACCCCCAUAUGCCUCCCGCGCUUCAACCCCGACGGCUACUUCUACGCUUACAUCUCAUACCUGGACCCGGACUGCACCGUCUGCCUCGUCUUGCUCUCCACCGACAAGGAGGCCUUUUACGCCGUGGCGGACUGCAAACGGCGGGUGGAGGAGGGCAUGCGGACUCAAAACGCCCUGCAGGCCAUUGCCGCUGGUCUGCGCAGCCCCUCCUACAGCGUGGGACUGGUGGGCGUGCCUGACCUGCGACACUUCAUGUACAAACCCCUGGACAUUCCCGAUAACUACCGGCAGCUCCCUCAGUUUACCAGCCCUGAAAUGGAAGGGCCCUACCGCAGUGAGAGCGAGCGACAACGGCUCUUUGAUCUCUACCACUACUUGCACAGCCGCCUCCACAGCAACUCCCGGCCUCUCCGCCUAAUCUAUCAUGUGGCUGAGAAGGAAACCCUGCUGGCAUGGGUCACCAGCAAAUUUGAGCUGUACACUUGCUUCAGCCCCUUGGUCACCAAGGCCGGCGCCAUCAACGUCAUCACUAAGCUGUUGCGCUGGCUCAAGAAGGAAGAGGACCGGCUCUUCAUCCGCUAUCCCCCGAAAUACUCCACCACCCCCACCCCGGGCCGGGGAUCUCGGGGCGGCCGGGGAACGGACAGAACGGACACUGCUACUGCAGAGAACGGUUUUUUCUCGGGACUCUAGGAAUGGUUCCCCUUCCCCUAACCCGCUGGUCAAUUGCCCCGGAGGUCCCCUGGCCUUUCCGUUUGUCUUCUCAAUCCUUCCCCCUCGGUGAAAAGGGCCUCAGGCGAUCUGCUGUGUCCCCUGCCUCUGCCUGCUUCCCCGUUGGGUCUCAGCCUGGUGUGGGAGAGAGUUGCUGCUUGUCGGUUUGAUUUUUGUCUGUUGCAUGCUCUUCUGGAGAAAUAUGCUCCCCACCAAUAAGUAUCCUAUCUUCCUCUCCGGUGACUCCACAAAGAGCGCCGGGCCUGGCUACCCUGCCUAAAAAAUGUCUUUGGGGCAGGGAAGCGGAGGGUAGACUUCCUGAGGCCUCUUCCUGACUCUACCCCAUGUAGUCUUUUGUCCGUCCUGGGGUAAGCCAUUUUUCCAUCUCACGGCCUCUGGGUCUUCAGCCAUAAAAUGGAAAGAGGAACGCUGUGGAUACCUCAGGGAAAAGGUACAGUGUGAAGAUGAACUCACCUGAGCUCAUGCCUGACUCCUUUCUCCUUCCUGCCCAUCCUGCCGCUCAGAAGACAUAGCUGGUGAAGGAGUGCAAUGCUUACCUAAGCCCCUUAAUUUAUAUUUUUCCUCUUUGCUGUUGCUGGCUAGUUGGUUUUUCCAGACUUCCUUCUUGGGGGCUCUUUCUCCCCUUUUGGAAUAAAUGAGCAACGGGAUUGCCAGAGUGCCGGGGCUGGGUGGGGGCGGUGGCGGUGAAAGAGAAAUCGUGGCUGAACUCAUUGACAAGAUUAGUAGUUACUGUGCUGGUGUGCAGAGGGGACUCCAGCUCGAAUGUGGAGAUUGGGAAUGGAACAAUCAGCUGAGUGGGAAGACUCAACCAAUAUUUCUCUCUCAGGAAGUCUGUUGUCAGCUUCUCUUUCCAGAAUGUGUAUUCCUCAUGGGUCCGUAGUUCUCAGCAUCCCUAGAUCUCUGCUCUGACUCUUCGCCCAUCAGUAUUUCUCGUUAGAAGGUCUACAACCUCCCUGAUCCCGUCAAGGUUUUGUUGCUGUCCCCAUCAGAGUGCCUGGCCCAGAACUGAGUGAUUAUUCCCAGCAAAGUUAGAGGGAAGCCUUCCUUUCGACAGUGCUUUUAUUCCUGGAAUUGGCCCUGGAGCUCAUCAGGGCCCUGCUAAUCCUAACUCUUGGUUAGGACUUUGGAAAGCCCUUUCCUUCCUCUUACCCCUCACCAUGAAAAGUUUUACUUUUAUGAGCUGUAUUGGAGGAGAUUCAGGAGCUGGCCACGGGCUUUGACCCAGCAUUUUGACUUUUCAGGGUCCAUCCAGAUUUUUAAAAACACAAUCCCACCCCCACCCCUAUAACCCUUAGUUCUGUGGUGGUCUUAGACUAUGAUGGUUUUCCAGGAGCAGGCCCGGGGGCAGACCGCUUCUUAAAGGUGGCAGCUCCUUCUCCCUUUCAUACACCUCUCUCCAAGCUUGAAGAGGGUAGCGAGGGUUUUGCCCAAAUUUGGCUCUGUCUACUGGUUUAAUUCUCUAUUACCAGUGACUGGUUCCCUAGCCUUAGUCUCUAAGCAAGAAUGGGUGGAACAAGAUGUCUCCCUUACCCACUAAACUUACUCGGGAAAUAUAAUCCAAGGAGUAGAUCUAUUCUAUUUUUCCACAUUCUGCUUGAUGAUGAUGGCAUUUAUUAA
Molecule: messenger RNA, 4044 nt
Organism: Tachyglossus aculeatus (Australian echidna)
Lineage: Eukaryota; Metazoa; Chordata; Mammalia; Monotremata; Tachyglossidae
Gene: MON1B
Product: MON1 homolog B, secretory trafficking associated
Exons: 8
Coding region: 1-2388 (795 amino acids)
Biological process (GO): vesicle-mediated transport; protein targeting to vacuole
Source: RefSeq, a predicted model, not a curated record